Toxorhynchites rutilus septentrionalis is the source of this 3710-nucleotide messenger RNA. It is a transcript of the gene otp, whose product is annotated as homeobox protein orthopedia. Gene Ontology annotation, biological process: regulation of DNA-templated transcription; neuron differentiation. The record is from RefSeq and is a predicted model, not a curated record. Gene Ontology annotation, molecular function: DNA binding; DNA-binding transcription factor activity, RNA polymerase II-specific. NCBI's taxonomy places the organism in Eukaryota, Metazoa, Arthropoda, Insecta, Diptera, Culicidae. The transcript is spliced from 8 exons. Bases 1499 to 2617 code for a protein of 372 amino acids.
AAAAACGCGAGCGAUUUAUUUCACCUUAGUUUGUUCAAAUUUUGAAUACAAAAAGUGGUUCAAAGCUGCAAUCGGCUCAUAAACGUUAUGCAAUGUUUUCUAGUUGGAGAAGGUUUAUUGAAAUCACGUGCUUUUAGUUAAAAAUAUUCACGUUUGGUAUUCGAGAGUUUGUGUUUCCACUUCAAGCCACGCCCACUAUCACUGUGGGAAAGAGAAACCAUUCGUCACUGGAAUGGCCAUGAAUAAAUAAUGAAUCUUAGCAGCACGAGCGAGAUAGACUGUGCCUCCCGGUCGCUUAUGUGAGUGUGUGUAUGUUACUCUUCAGUAUGUUCAAAGAAGGCAAUAUCAGCGCUUUUAUCCGCUUGAUCCGUUGUAUCUGUGCCGCGUGAAGUGUUCUGAUACGUCCAGCACCCGUGACAGGUUUUUGCCGCUGCUGUGAACCAAAGGGAAAAAAGCUACCGACUGUUGCGCGUUGUCGAUGUUGUAUUGGAUGCUGUCUCAGUCUCUGUGCGGAUCUCGUGCCCCGCAGUGCUUUGUGUUGUGCUUCCGCGGCUGGUAUUGUGUACCCCUGGAUACGUUCCUCUAAUCAUCUUGCAGCACCAGCGAAAGGGCAACCUCUCCGCGUCCUCUCGCGUCCUUCUCAGUGAUCAGUGAGCCUCGCUUCCGGGUCACCACCCCUCGAGGGGCACUGCUGGGCUUAUGUGAUGGGCCGAACAGACAGCAACUAAAUCCCAUCAGACCAGAGACCAGAGUCAGGCAGCAGAACUUGUCGAGCCACUACGCUCUGGUCGCCCGAACCGUCGGGACGCCGCCGUCGGAGUUUUGAUAAAUAAUUUUCCCCCAUCGGCAUCGGCACUGUAAUGAAUUGAAUUUGUUAGUUACUCAUUAAUUUAAUAUAGACUAAUUAAUAAGCGUGAGAAGUGUGCUGCGAAUCGUUUGUUUUUUUUUCGUUCUCCUAUUUUUCGCCUUGGACUUCUUUUGCCCAGCCAAGAUUGCUCGGUGAAGGUGAACGUGAAUCUUUUUCUCCUGCUUCCUAUGACCUCCGCUCAUACUGAAGCCGUUGAUGCGUUCAUCCGCUACGCGGAAACGGAAGUACGAGUAGUGACCCGUAUCGUCUCACGUGUGUGCACGGAAAGUGAAUUACGCGGUACGGUGUCGAGCGAAGAUGGGAGCGAGUCGUCCUGAAUCUGUGAUCUUGAGACCGCUUCUAAGUGAUACAUAAUUAAACAGAGCUUAGCGAAAAUGGAUAUGCGUAAUUGAAAGUGUAUAUGACUCUGUUUGCUUUUUUCGUUUGCACUGCUGACGAUUGUCAGACUGUUCUCGACGAGAUAAAACAAUAGUAAGCUAAUUGUUGAUUGUGGUGAAAAUAUUGAAAAGAAAUCGUAAAUUGAUCCAGUAAUGAAUGCAUCUGUGUGACGAGCGAAAUUGGAAAUAUCUCAUUUGUUGUGAUUGACAUUUCAAGCUGUCUUCUCUGUCCGUUAGAAACUUCUCAGCAGACAUGCUGAAUAAUUUAAGUGCUGCUGGCUUGGGAGGACCCAAGGAAUGCGAGCUGCCGAAAGCGGGCAUCACGUCGCUGCACGGUGGCAACGGUUUUGGUCCAGUUCCAAAUUCGGUCAGCUCGGACAAUAACGGAAAUAGGCUUCAUGUGAACAGUGGUGGCCCAACCGGAGGCGGCGGUGGAGGUCUCUGCGAGCCACACAAUAUACACCAGGAUCAGAAUACUGAUAAAAAUGGCAAACAGAAAAGGCAUCGCACUCGCUUUACCCCGGCUCAGCUCAACGAACUGGAAAGGUGCUUCUCCAAGACACACUAUCCGGACAUAUUUAUGCGGGAGGAAAUCGCUAUGCGGAUCGGACUGACCGAGUCGCGUGUCCAGGUUUGGUUCCAGAAUCGGCGAGCAAAAUGGAAGAAACGGAAGAAGACCACCAACGUGUUUAGGACGCCUGGUGCCCUGUUACCAUCGCACGGUCUUCCACCCUUCGGAGCAAACAUAACGAACAUAGCGAUGAGCGAGAGUUUUAGUGGGACAUCCAUGUUCGGUGGCGAUCGGUGGGGUGUGGGUGUUAAUCCAAUGACUGCUGGAUUCGGUCAAUUGAAUCAAUCCUCCUCCCUUUCGUCCACGCUCAAUAGCGGACUUAACUCGGGGAUUAAUAUCUCAUCCGCUAUGGGAGCAGGGGGCUAUCACAACUAUGGACUGAACGCAUUGGACAUUUCCUUUCCAGGCGAUACGAUGAUGUACCAGCACUCGGUCGGUGGCGUCAGUUGCACUGGCAGUUCGCCCACUUCAACCCCUCCAAACAUCAACGCUUGCUCAUCAUCAACGCCCCCACUCUCCAGUGGGCAACAGCAGCAGCAACAGCAACAACAACAACAGCAACAGCAGCAGCAAGGUGCUAGUCAGAACGAACCCAAUGGAAAUGGGGACAUGUCCAGCCAAGGUGCCAAUCAACAUAUUCCCAACUGCCAGGGCAUCAGUUCUGGUGCUCCGGACGGAGAUGAUGACGUCUGGCGAGGUCACAGUAUAGCCGCCCUGCGGAGACGCGCCUCGGAACUGAACCAAACGAUGCCAUCGUAUUUGCACGCGCAUAAUUACGACCAUCACAACUCGGUGUAUUGACUACAGUUAUUCAAGUAAACAAAAUGGCUCCGUCACGUGUGACCUGAAAAGCACACAACCACACACACACGACCCCCACUUCAAGAAUGCGCGGUUUGUAAGAUAACAGAUAAUUGCAAUUGUAACAUUUUAGACACACGUACACGUACGAAGAUAUGUGACCGAAUGCUAGAAUAGCCAUACCAGUAUUACCAAUAACUCAAUUUUUAGUUUAAUUUCAACAACAUUCAACGAGUUGGAUGUGAUGUAGAACGAUAGGAGAGCUUGAGCGAAACCAAGUAUACGAGAACAUGAGAACAGAUUGAUCAACCAUCGCAAGUCCAGUGAGGUGAGAUUCAUCAGAUGAAUCAUUCACGCUCGAAAACGAAUAAAAUGUAUACGAUUCGUCAAUAAAUUUAGCCAAGGAUUUUUUUUUUACACGGACAGCAGCUGUGUUCAGGACUGUAAAACAAAAAUAUUUUAAUUAUAAAUACGUGAUGAAAAAGCAGAAACAGAUUGUAUACGAUUGUAUUUCCUCGUUCCGAAAUGGGGAAAAUGAAAAAAAUGAAACCCUUGAUAAUAAGCAAAUUGUGGUAAUGAGUAAGUUAUACUACACACCAGUAAAUCUACUUGAAAACACUAAGCAGACAGAAAAAAAAACAAUUUAUUCGUGGAAGAAACGAAGAGUAUAUAUAGAAUAGCCAAAAAUAAUGAUUCAAAAAAUGCACAGAAAACAACGUGCUGUACAUAACAAAAAAAAUCCACAAACAGCCUGCUCGAAACAUUAUUGCAAACAGGAAGGGACAACAGUGUAAUUUUAAAUCAUUGUUUCAAAAUAUAUAUUAUUCGGAUGCUUAUUUAGUUUUGUAAAAAAAGAUAAUAGAAAUCUCAUUUCAGCUAGUUUUUGUACAAAAAAAUAAUCGGACAGCAGUCGAUUUGUUUAGAGAUAAGCUAUUCAGUAAAUACAAUGAGGACGUAAGAAUCCAGUAAACGUGGUGGAAUAAACUAAACACAAUGUAUACGAUAUGAAACAACUAAUCUAAGACGAUAACUGAGAAAUGAUAUAUGUUAGUAAAAUAUUUCAUUAUUGAUAUCAAAUAAAUGAGAGAAAAAA